Messenger RNA from Manis pentadactyla (Chinese pangolin), 1080 nucleotides. RefSeq names its product cell death inducing DFFA like effector a (gene CIDEA). The record is from RefSeq and is a predicted model, not a curated record. Gene Ontology annotation, biological process: apoptotic process; lipid storage; regulation of apoptotic process. The transcript is spliced from 5 exons. Gene Ontology annotation, cellular component: lipid droplet. Lineage: Eukaryota; Metazoa; Chordata; Mammalia; Pholidota; Manidae. The coding region runs from base 94 to 735 and encodes 213 amino acids.
GCGGGGCUGGCCGCGGCGGGCGGGGCGGGGCGGGCGGCGGCGCUUAAAGAAGCGGGGCGGGCGGGCAGCGGCGCGCUGCUGCGGGACUGCGGGAUGGAGACGGCCCGCGACUACGCCGAGGCGCUUCUCAGGCCCCUGACAUUUAUGGGCUCACAGACUAAAAGAGUCCUACUCACUCCCCUCAUGCACCCAGCUCGCCCUUUCCGGGUCUCCAGCCAUGACAGAAGCAGCCGACGAGGAGUGAUGGCGAGCAGCCUGAACGAGCUCCUCAGCAAGACCCUGGAUGCCCUUGUUAUCACCCACGGACUGAUCACUUUGGUGCUGGAGGAAGACGGCACUGUGGUGGAUUCAGAGGAGUUCUUUCAGACCUUAGCAGACAACACACAUUUCAUGAUCCUGGAAAAAGGGCAGAAGUGGACGCGGGGUAGUAACUACAUCUCAGCUCAUCAGCAGCCAAAGAAAUCAGGAAUAGCAAGAGUCACCCUCAAUUUGUACAAGCUGAAUCCCAAGGACUUCAUCGGCUGCCUCAACGUGAAGGCUACCAUGUAUGAGAUGUACUCAGUGUCCUACGACAUCCGUUGUAUGGGGCUCAAGGCUCUGCUGAGGAGCCUGCUGCGGUUCCUGUCCCACACUGCUCAGGUGACUGGACAGUUUCUCAUUUACACAGGCACGUACAUGCUCUGGAUGCUGGGCGACAUGGAAGAGCGGACUUCUCCCAAGUUACGCUCCAUAUGAGGGUUCAGGUGUGGAUAGAGAUGCACAGUGCGGGGGGAUCACCUGGCUUUUGACCCAAACGUCCCCUCCCAAAUGCUGAGCUUUGAAGAUGCUCUUGUUCUUAACCACGGGCUCAUUAGGUUUCUAGUCACUUCUGCUCAGGAGUGGUACCCAGGUGACAGUAAAGGGGCUGAUGGCACAUGAAGUGGGGGCUGUGCAGUGGGAUAGCCAAAGGCGGGAGACGUGUGGGGGUUGCCCUCGGGGAGGAAGGGGACGAAUGAUGGGUGGCUGGGGUGACUGAGGGGUGGUGCGCAUGCAUUACGUUCCUGGCUGCUCACCUCCUGCAAUAAACCAAUCACCAGACUA